AUGGGUCCUCUCGAAAUCACGAAGAACGAGCAUGAGUCUGCACCGAAUUCGGUGGCAGAUGUUACUAAAGGCGACAUCAACACCGCCGAGCAGACAGCUGUAUUGCCCAAGAGUUUCAACCUGUUAAGUGCCUGCGCCACGGGUAUUACCACGGGCAAUGCGUGGGCGGUUCUAGGAGGUGGAAUCAUCGCGUCUCUUUAUAACGGCGGCCCUCCUGGAGUUAUUUUUGAAUUUGCUCUUGUUUCCUUCUUUUACUGCUUCAUUGCGGCGUCCAUCGCGGAAUUGGCCUCUUCCAUCCCGGCCUCUGGCGGAGUAUAUCACUGGGCAAAUAUAACCGCCGGCCCCCGGUAUGGCCGCAUCUGCGGCUGGUUCGCAGGCUGGUUGAAUGCCCUCGCCUGGGUCUUUGCAGUGGCCUCAAAUACCUCCAUGAUAUCCACAAUGAUUGUCUACGCAUACGGACUAUACCAUCCGGACCUGAUCCCCCAGCGCUGGCACGUUUUCAUCUGCUACCUGCUCAUCUCAUGGACAUGCUGUUUCACUGUCAUGUUUGCGCAGCCCGCUCUCCCCUGGAUCAGCCGGCUGGGCUCGUUCUUCAUUAUCACCGGGUUCUUUGUGAGUAUUAUUGUUGUUGCUGUUAUGCCUAGCACCGGGGGUGGGGCGGGAUAUGCGUCUCAUGAUUUUGUCUGGAGGGAUUGGGAGAAUAUGACGGGCUACUCGAGCGAUGGGUUUACGUUUCUUGCGGGCAUGUUGAAUGGCGCUUUUGCUAUUGGGGCUACGGACUGCGUUACGCAUAUUGCGGAGGAGAUUCCCCAAGCAGCAAAGAACAUCCCCAAAGCCCUCGGCUUCCAAAUCAGCAUCGGCUUCAUCACAGGCUUCUGCUACCUCGUCACAAUCUUCUACGCCGUCACCGACCUUCCCAAGAUCAUGAACUCGGCCAACACCUUCUGCCCACUGGGUGAUAUCUACCUGCAAGCAACAGGCGGGUCCAAAGCCGGAACCGUCGGGCUCCUCGCCGUCAUAAUCGCGCCCAUCUUCUGCGCCACAAUCGGCUGCUACAUCACCGCCGGCCGCAUGGUGUACGCCCUCGGCCGCGACGACGCCCUCCCCCUCGCCCGCUGGAUCGGGGCCGUAAGUCCCCGCUGGGAGAGUCCGUUGUUUGCAACACUCAGCUGCGGGGUAUUACUCACGGGUAUCGGGGCGAUAUACGUCGGCUCCCUGACUGCCUUCAACGCAUUCAUCGGCUCCUUUGCCGUAAUGACAACCGUCUCCUACCUGCUUGCGAUAUUGCCACAUGCGCUCAGUGGACGGAAGAGAAUCCGGCCCGGCCCGUUCUGGAUGGGUGAUGGGGUGAUGGGGAUGGGGGUGAAUCUCGUGGCUUGUGGGUAUAUUGUUGUGACGGUGGUGAUAUAUUGCUUUCCCUAUGAGAUGCCGACGGAGGCGGGGCACAUGAAUUAUACCUGUCUGAUUACGGGGGGGUUGACUAUUGUAGCGGGGAUUUGGUGGCUUGUUCAUGGGAGGAAGCAUUAUGUGGGGCCUGAUAUGGAGAUGUUUGAGUAG
Aspergillus versicolor CBS 583.65 is the source of this 1557-nucleotide messenger RNA. RefSeq lists its product as uncharacterized. Gene Ontology annotation, biological process: transmembrane transport. The record is from RefSeq and is a predicted model, not a curated record. Gene Ontology annotation, cellular component: membrane. The transcript has 5 exons. Bases 1 to 1557 code for a protein of 518 amino acids. Gene Ontology annotation, molecular function: transmembrane transporter activity. Lineage: Eukaryota; Fungi; Ascomycota; Eurotiomycetes; Eurotiales; Aspergillaceae.